Messenger RNA from Suillus plorans, 315 nucleotides. Its product is annotated as ribosomal protein L34-domain-containing protein. Bases 1 to 315 code for a protein of 104 amino acids. The record is from RefSeq and is a predicted model, not a curated record. The transcript has a single exon. Gene Ontology annotation, biological process: translation. NCBI's taxonomy places the organism in Eukaryota, Fungi, Basidiomycota, Agaricomycetes, Boletales, Suillaceae. Gene Ontology annotation, cellular component: ribosome; mitochondrial large ribosomal subunit. Gene Ontology annotation, molecular function: structural constituent of ribosome.
AUGUUUCUUCAACUGCUGGGAGCGCUUCGUAGACCGUUGCUCAGUAUAACAUCGUUCACUGCGGCGAAUUCAAUUAUUCCGGCAUCUCGCACUAUUCUAAUCAACCGCGCGCUACUUGUACCACAAACACUCUCACUACCUUCACUAUGUGACGCGCUCGGUCAGAGGCGUUUUGCCUCCCGUGGUACCGAGUACCAACCUUCGCAGCGAAAACGCAAAAGAAAGCACGGCUUUCUUGCUCGGAAGAAGACCGCAACUGGUAGAAAGAUUAUAGCCAGACGACUACUCAAGGGACGCAGGUUCUUGAGUCAUUGA